AUGAUACCAACCAAAAAUGAAGUUUCACAUAUUCUUGCUGCUUUACAAAAGGCACAACACGAUCAACUGAUAAUUAAAACGGCUAUUAGGGAAAGAUUGGCAGUUGCGAUAGAGGCGAGUGAUGAUUCAAAAGUUAGAACAUCCAAAACAAAAAUAGAACAAAAACCUUUAAAUAUACUUGAAAAUGAAUAUCAAAAGCUUUUCUCAAAUAUAGUUCAUCUUUCCGAACGUCACGCUUUAGCUACUUUAAUUUACCGUCUAUCCAACCCAUACGAAACACUAGAUCCUACUUUGAUAACAAUAAAUAAUGACAUUCCAUCGUUGGCUUCUUUAUGGCCUAACACUAAAUCACGUGACAUAAACACAACUACAGAACAAGAAAGCAAGCAUCGACGAAAAGAAAUGAUGCGAUUGAAUGAAUCUUUACUUGAUUUACCAGAAGUCUUGAUUAAUAGUAUAAAACGGAAUAAAGAUGGAUCACAACUGCAAGACAAAGAUACAGGGAAUUUAUUAGUAGAUUGGUAUUGGCUAAUUUUGUCAAUAGACUGUCUUUUAUCAGAUUUGAUUGCAUUUGAUAUAUCAUAUUCUCCUAAAGUCAUUUUGAAACAGCCAAAGAUAAACUCCAGAUCAGAAAAUAAUACCAUAGUGAAACAACUUCAAUUCAGUACACGACAUUCGGGGCAUGUUAUUGUUGUACGAAUCAUUUCAAGAAAUUUGUCGUCACAAUAUUCGAUACAAUUUGAUUAUCACCUGUCGAAAUCAUUUUAUGCUUUUACAUCAUUUGUUUUACAUAAAAAUCGAGAUGUUCUCGAGAUAUCCGACGCGACAAUUACAGGGAAGUUAGUACCAUCCUCAUUGCCCGAGUUUAUUAAUUCAAUUAUAUGGCCAGAGAUGGCGGAAGAGUUUGGUAUUAAUUGA
Ambispora leptoticha is the source of this 918-nucleotide messenger RNA. NCBI's taxonomy places the organism in Eukaryota, Fungi, Glomeromycota, Glomeromycetes, Archaeosporales, Ambisporaceae. The record is from the annotation of a GenBank genome assembly.